AUAAUCCAUUGUCUGUAACAGGUUCAGGCUGACACAAGUGCCUGCUGCUUAUUCUGCGCUGGUCCUGCUCUGGAUUAAAGUCUGGCUGUGGGUGCAGGGCACUUAUUGGGUUAAGCCAGUGUUCCUCCUCUCUGCUGGGUUUGCCUGCUCAGGAAUGAUGCGAGCUUUGGGGAAUCCAAGUUGCUGGCUCAUCUGCUGGCUCCCUGUCUUCUGUUAGGAGGGAGCAUCAUCUCUGAGAUCACAGACAGAAGACAGAAAGGGAUACUAUGGACUGAUCCUAUGCCCAUCACCAUGGAGUUUAUAGCAGGCAUAAUCUGCAUUAUUGUCUGCCUCAAGCCAGUUGCAGGAUUUGGUGUGGACCCCUCCCUACAGAUUGACAUCCUAGAGGAGCUCCAGCUGGGGGAGGCCACUCUUGGAGUACAGCAGGUUCAAGGACUUCACAACAGAAGCAAAGCCUUCCUUUUCCAAGAUUCUUCAAGAAAUGUAAAAGCUUCUUCUGUUUCAUCAGAAAACCUUUUUCAGAAACUGAGGAAUAAACAUGAAUUCACUGUGUUGGUGACUUUGAAGCAGACUGUUUUAAAUUCAGGUGUUAUUCUUUCUAUUCAUCAAUCAGAUCACAGGUAUCUUGAGCUUGAAAGUAGUGGCCAUCGAAAUGAAAUCAGAUUACAUUACCGCUCAGGGAGUCAUCGAUCGCAGACAGAAGUAUUUCCCUAUAUUUUGGCAGAUGACAAAUGGCAUAGAUUUUCCUUGGCUAUCAGCGCUUCUCACCUGGUUUUACAUGUGGAUUGUAACAAGAUUUAUGAAAGAGUUGUGGAAAUGCCUUACAUGGAUAUUCCAUCUGGAACAACUUUAUGGGUUGGUCAAAGAAACAAUGCACAUGGUUAUUUCAAGGGGAUCAUGCAAGAUCUUCAGAUCCUUAUCAUGCCACAAGGAUUUAUCUCCCAGUGCCCCGAUCUUAACCGCACGUGCCCAACAUGCAAUGAUUUCCAUGGACUUGUGCAGAAAAUUAUGGAACUACAAGACAUUUUAGCAAAAACAUCAGCCAAGCUGUCAAGAGCUGAGCAGAGGAUGAAUAGGUUAGAUCAAUGCUACUGUGAAAGAUCUUGCACUGUAAAGGGCAAUGUCUACAGAGAGCUGGAGUCCUGGACAGAUGGCUGUAAGAAGUGUAUAUGCAUGAAUGGGACUGUUCAGUGUGAAACAUUAGUCUGUACCGAACCAACGUGUCCAGCUUAUUCUGCACCUGCAUUCACGAUUGGCAAAUGUUGUAAAGAAUGCCAAGCCGUAUGUGUAUACCAAGGCCAACUGUAUUUUGAAGCAGAGAACCAAGCCGUCUAUUCUAGUUCUGGAGCAUGCACACUGCUCCAAUGCAAGAACAACAAAAUGCAACGUGCUGAGUUUCCAGAAUGUAUGCCUGCCAACUGUCCACAAUCCCAGCAAAUACUACUGAAGAACAGCUGCUGCAAAGUCUGCAAAGGUUAUGACUUUUGCUCGGAAGGACAUAAUUGCAUGGAGUACUCAGUCUGCAAAAAUCUAGAUGACAAAGCUGUUUGCAUCUGUCGUGAAGGAUUCCGGGCUCUUAGAGAAGACAAUGCAUACUGUGAAGAUAUUGAUGAGUGUGCUGAAGGUCGCCACUACUGUCGGGAGAAUACUAUUUGUGUGAAUACACCAGGAUCAUUCAUGUGCAUUUGCCAAACAGGCUACAUUAAAAUUGAUGACUAUUCCUGCACAGAACACAAUGAGUGUGCAACAAACCAGCACAGCUGUGAUGAAAAUGCAUUGUGUUUUAAUACUGUGGGUGGGCACAACUGUGUAUGCCAGCCAGGAUACACUGGAAAUGGAACAAUCUGUAAAGCUUUUUGCAAGGAAGGCUGUAGGAAUGGAGGGACCUGCAUUGCUCCCAAUAUGUGCGCUUGCCCUCAAGGCUUUACUGGACCAAGCUGUGAAACAGACAUUGAUGAAUGUGCCGAAGGAUUUGUUCAGUGUGACAGCCGUGCUAACUGCAUUAACCUACCAGGGUGGUACCACUGUGAAUGCAGAGACGGCUACCAUGACAAUGGGAUGUUCUCUCUGGGGGGAGAGUCAUGUGAAGACAUUGAUGAAUGUGCUACGGGAAGACACAGCUGCAGUAAUGAUACUGUUUGCUUCAAUUUGGAUGGUGGAUAUGAUUGUCGCUGUCCACAUGGAAAAAACUGUUCUGGUGAUUGUAUACAUGAGGACAAAAUCAAGCAUAAUGGCCAAAUCUGGGUGUUGGAAAACGAUCGGUGCUCAGUAUGUUCAUGCCAGGUGGGGUUGGUAAUGUGUCGUCGUAUGGUAUGUGACUGUGAAAACCCAACGGUUGAUUUAUUUUGCUGCCCUGAAUGCGAUCCACGACUUAGUAGUCAAUGUCUGCAUCAAAGUGGAGACAUUACAUAUAAAAGUGGAGACACCUGGGUACAGAACUGUCAGCAGUGCAGAUGCUUGCAAGGAGAGGUAGAUUGCUGGCCAUUGCCUUGCCCAGAAGUUGACUGUGAGUUUAGCGUGGUUCCCGAGAGUGAGUGCUGUCCACGUUGUAUCAACGACCCCUGCCAAGCCGACAUAAUACGCAAUGACAUCACAAAAACAUGUGUUGAUGAAACAAAUGUAGUUCGCUUUACAGGCUCUUCUUGGAUAAAACAUGGCACCGAGUGCACCCUUUGUCAAUGCAAGAAUGGCCAUAUGUGUUGCUCUGUAGAUCCACAGUGCCUUCAGGAGCUGUGAUGGUAACCAACUCCUACAGAAGGUUCAUGGAUUAAGAAUGUUUUUCUCAUAAAAGACCUUACACCAAAAAACAAAUUACAUAAUUUGAACUGAUGUAUUAUAGUGUGCAGACAAAUGUCUCGGUUGAAGAAGAAUAACAAUCAGGUUACGGGAGGUUUUACCUUUGAUUUUGUGAAACUUGAGGCCAAAUAUAAAACAGUUGCCACUGACCUUUUUUGUACAUGAUGCCUUUUUGGAAUCUAGUACAUAACCAUAUUUUAUAAAUGAGAGGAUCAACCAAACAUUAAAUGUAUUAAAUGAAUGCAACUGUUCAUGUAUAAAGAUGAAUCUAAGCACCUUUUCAUAAGAUUUUAUGCCAGCUAUUGCUUGAAAACAAUGGAUGACCUGGAAAAUAGUAUUACACACCAUUUCUCAUGUUUCUAGAAAUAAAAAUAGAAUGUGCCACCGCUCUGUGCACUAAGUCCUCAAACAUGGACUUUAAUGGAUCUGUGAAAAUGACGUCACUCUUCAUCAACUGCACAUAAUUUUCUCACCGAAAUAUUUUAUUACAUAUUGUAGAAAGUGUUUUUGCAAAUGAUAACAAAAAGAUUUAAGAUAUAUCGUGUUAUGGGCACCUCAUACUCCUUGGUAAACAGAUAUUUAUGUACUGGCAUGGUAAACAAAUGUGUUUUGAGGGGAAACUUACCAUCCAUGUUUUCUUUUUUUGAACUUAUUUCUUGAUUGGAUUGGUUUAGUAUAAUCGUGUUCUUGUGAAGAUUUAAAUAAAUGUUUCUCUUACAUAUGA
Molecule: messenger RNA, 3520 nt
Organism: Hyla sarda
Lineage: Eukaryota; Metazoa; Chordata; Amphibia; Anura; Hylidae
Gene: NELL2
Product: neural EGFL like 2
Exons: 20
Coding region: 280-2736 (818 amino acids)
Molecular function (GO): protein binding; calcium ion binding
Source: RefSeq, a predicted model, not a curated record